This is a messenger RNA of Aspergillus novofumigatus IBT 16806, 1311 nucleotides long. Its product is annotated as rRNA-binding ribosome biosynthesis protein UTP23. Gene Ontology annotation, molecular function: small ribosomal subunit rRNA binding. The coding region runs from base 198 to 1178 and encodes 326 amino acids. Gene Ontology annotation, cellular component: small-subunit processome; nucleolus. Lineage: Eukaryota; Fungi; Ascomycota; Eurotiomycetes; Eurotiales; Aspergillaceae. The transcript is spliced from 4 exons. The record is from RefSeq and is a predicted model, not a curated record.
CAUUGUCUCAGCUUUGUUGUUGGCUGACCACAUACAGCGGGAACAGUGUGACUAGGAGGUCAUCGUAAGCAGAAAAAAAGUGACCAUCCAAAAAAGAUUCGGAUCAAGAAGAGGUAGAACAUAGCAGACCUCACUCGCAGAACACCAUCAUAUAACCUCGCUUCUCAUAUUUAGAGGCUUACUGGCUCACAUUUAAGAUGAGGGCCAAACGCUCCAAGAAGUAUCGCAAGCUGAUGCAUCAAUAUGAGAUGGCAUUUGGCUUCCGCGAACCAUAUCAAGUCUUAGUCGACUCGAAUUUUCUUCGCGCUGUCCAUUCGUUUAAGAUGGAACUGAUUCCUGCACUUGAGCGUACACUUCAAGGACAAGUCAAACCUUUAUUGACGAAAUGCUCUCUGGCGGCCAUUAUGGCAUCUCAACCUAUCAACCCGAAGACCAACAAUCCUUACCGCCCAACACAUCUCCCUCCACCCACGAUCCUCCCAUUGCGACACUGCUCGCACAACGAAAACUCAACGCCCAUUGACGAAGUGGAAUGCUUGCUUUCAUUACUGUCACCUUCUAAAGAAGUCAAGCGGAAUAAAGAGCACUAUACUCUCGCGACUGCAGACCCACCUGCCCCCGCCAAGGCCGACUCUGGCGAUGGAAAGAAGAGAAAGCGAGGGGAUGAUGAGGGACGGGAUGCGCUGCGACGGGCGCAGAAGUUGCGUAUCGGGGCACGGUCAAUCCCCGGUGUACCGAUUGUUUACGUGAAACGGUCCGUCAUGAUUCUCGAGCCAAUGAGCACGCCAUCCGAAGAAGUACGAGACGGAGUUGAAAACAGCAAGUUCCGGGCGGGGUUGAAUGAUGAAGCAGUGUUAGGCAAGAGAAAUCGGACCGAGGACGGCGAGGAGAAGAAGAAGAAGAAGCGAGGGCCGAAGAAGCCCAAGGGGCCUAAUCCCUUGAGUGUGAAGAAAUCGAAGAAGAAAACGGCAGAAACGGCCGGUGGGCCGAAACAAGAGAAUCAGAAGGAACAGAAAUCAGACGAGGCGCCGGACAGGACAAACGAUGACGGUGAAUCAAGCGCACCCAAGCCAAAGAGAAGACGGCGCCACCAUAAGAGUUCCAGAGGGGAUGGAAAUGAUGACCACAUCGGUGAACCCUCAAAUGGGGCAGAGGCCGCAACGGCUCCGAGCGAAUAAUUGUCCCUCGUUGAGCUUGAGGUAGAUCUAUAUUCAUUGGUAAGGCGUUUGGUUGGCUAAUGCACUUAAAAGUACCGUCCUCAAGCUAUGUAUAUUCUGAAUUUAGACAAUCUGAUAUCCGUCAAUCUCAUUG